AUGUUUACAAAAUUAAUGGCUGCCGACGAACACAACGUGAGCACCGCAAGAAUAGAGAAAAACUCGAAAUCUGGCACGAUGGAAGGUUCCUCAGACGAAGAAUUUCUCCCCGGAUGCAAUACUAUUGACGAUUUUAUUAAAAUGGGCUACAAAUCCGUUUUAGAAAUGACAAAAGUUUCUAACACUUUGCCUAGUGAAGAACAUUUUCACUAUUACUCCAGCUACCCUGCUUUUGAAGAGGCAAUGACUAAACAGGGAAAUCAGGCCCUCAAAUGCAUUUCAAGUGUCAUUCAGAAUUCAGGAGUGAAGGGAAAUAUUAUUAGAAGAGACCUGGAAGAGAAAUUCGAGCUGCUUUUAGACACAACUGAUACAAUCCUAGAGCAAGUUGCUUUGAACCUGGACGAAGUUGCAGGCAUCAGGAAAAACCCGGCUGUGGAGACGAGUGAAGCAAAGAAAAACAUAAUUGUGGCCAGACCAUUGAGUGGAUCUUGGAACCAAUCUUACCUUCCACCGCAACACUCCAGUAGUCCUCAGGCUGCAAGGAGUCCAGCCGGCUCUCCGAUGGUCGCUCGUCCCAACCUGCCAAAGGUCACCACAAAACCUCAGUUGAGCUUUCCAGACAAAAUUGACAACUCGUCUGGACCUUUUGAACCCAUAUUAAAGGAGAAACCGAAUGCCCUGAAACCCCUGUCCAUCCUACUUUACCAAACUGACUUUGGUGAAUGUUUCAACCACCCUUACGAGUAUGAAUUGGACUUGUUUAACCCUCCUGAGGACCAACUAAAAGAGGUCGAACCAAAAUUACCUCGGCCAGUAGAAACUCCGGUGGAAUUUGUUGAGAAUGUUCAGCAACUGCAAAACAUGCUGCAGCACCUUAAGAACUACAAGGAAUUGGCAAUUGAUCUGGAGUACCACAACUACAGGUCUUUUCAAGGUUUCACGUGCUUGAUGCAAAUCUCAAGCAGACACACAGACUUCAUCGUGGACACCCUCAAACUGAGAGGCGAGCUACACUGUCUCAAUGAGAUUUUUACUAAUCCAAAAGUCGUCAAGGUUUUACACGGUGCUGACAAUGACGUCGAGUGGCUGCAGAAGGACUUUGGCCUAUACCUGGUCAACAUGUUUGACACGCAUCAGGCUAGUAAGCUACUGAACCUUCCCAGGCUGAAUUUAGCUUUCCUGGCUAAGCAUUACUGUGAUUACGACAUGGACAAGAAAUACCAAUUGGCCGAUUGGCGCUUGAGGCCUCUGCCGAAGGAAAUGAUCGAGUAUGCUAGGAUGGACACACACCUUUUGCUUUACAUUUACGACAGGCUUAAAAACGAUUUGUGGCAGACUGGACUCAACUCAGACCGGCUCAUCAGGGCCGCCAUCCAUCAAAGUACUCAACUCUGUAAAAAGAUUUACGUGAAGCCACAGCUGACAGAGGAAGCGCACUUGGUGUUGUACCAGAAGUCUCGCAAGAUGUUCAACAAUCGGCAGAUGUGUGCGCUUAAAGAGAUUUUUGCGUGGCGCUUCCAGACGGCCGCCACUGAGGACGAAAGUGUGCAGUUCGUGCUGCCCAACCACAUGCUUCUGCAGAUUGCGGAAACGCUGCCCAGGGAAAUACAGGGUAUCCUCGCCUGCUGCAAUCCCAUCCCAUCGCUUGUCCGCCAGAACCUCAACACGAUUCAUAGGCUGAUCCUCGAGGCCAGGGAGAAGCCCCUCAUCCAGACCGCUGCCACAGAGGAGAUAAGCGUGCGUCCAAUGCAAACAGAAUGGACCAAGGUGAACAUCGAGUCGACGCUGCACUGUCCGCACCAGCUGCUGAAGGACGAGCAGCGAGACAACCUGCCGACCCUGCUCGGCGACGACAAACCCAAGCCUGCCCCCAAAAAUGGUGACAUUCUCAAGAACACUGCCAGGAUCGGCGUCUUCAGCGCCUUUGAUCGACCUGCGCCUGUUUCGAUUAAGAAGGUUUUGAGCCCUUACCAGCGGUACUUGAUGGCGAAACCCUACCUGCAGCACUUGGCUCAACUCGCCGCCGAGAAAGAGGCCGAAAAACCAGCCCCGGCGCCAUUGGCUCCGCUCCAAGGACUGAAGCUGGUGCAGAAACACUUUGAGCAGUUGGACAGCCGUACAGCCGCCCAAAAUAAGCCGAUCAAGAGGCCUCGGUCAGAGAGCGAGGAGAUUGAAGGCGAACAGGAGCCUAACAAAAAAACACGCACAGAAGCGGGUGCUGAGGAAGCUGGGGAGCCGCAACCCGCUGACAAUGGAGAAAUUAAAUUUAGUGAUAGCCCAAGAGAAAAAAUCAAAGACUUCAGGCCAGGGAGGAAGAAUUUCACUGUCAACGAUAUUCAAUCCAAGUUCCAGAGGAAUAAAAAGAAAAGUAUGUUGAAGAAGAGACAAGGCUUGUCCAACCAACAGGGCAACUGGUCCAACGGCGGACAGCCGCAGCAAGGUCAAAACCAACCCAGCACAAGUAGUCAGUCUUUCGACUACAAUCAAGUGGACUUCAACAAGUUCCAGGGCGGCAGCAAAGCCGCCAACAAGAAGAACAUGCGCGACAAAGGUAGCCGUGGGAAAGGCAAACAGAAAAAGCGAUUCAACUUCCCUCAACGCCAGAACCAGAAGAGCCACACAUACAAAUCGUGAGUCUUGAUUUCAAUGUUCGCUUAAUGACACAAAGAGGAUUGAAUAAAAUUUCGUAUCAUACAAUCAG
Cloeon dipterum is the source of this 2701-nucleotide messenger RNA. RefSeq names its product exosome component Rrp6 (gene Rrp6). The coding region runs from base 1 to 2634 and encodes 877 amino acids. Lineage: Eukaryota; Metazoa; Arthropoda; Insecta; Ephemeroptera; Baetidae. The record is from RefSeq and is a predicted model, not a curated record. Gene Ontology annotation, cellular component: nucleolus; nuclear exosome (RNase complex). The transcript has 15 exons. Gene Ontology annotation, biological process: nuclear polyadenylation-dependent snoRNA catabolic process; histone mRNA catabolic process; nuclear polyadenylation-dependent CUT catabolic process. Gene Ontology annotation, molecular function: nucleotide binding; 3'-5'-RNA exonuclease activity; single-stranded RNA binding.